This is a messenger RNA of Haliotis rufescens (red abalone), 1048 nucleotides long. Its product is annotated as myosin, essential light chain, adductor muscle-like. The coding region runs from base 138 to 659 and encodes 173 amino acids. The record is from RefSeq and is a predicted model, not a curated record. NCBI's taxonomy places the organism in Eukaryota, Metazoa, Mollusca, Gastropoda, Lepetellida, Haliotidae. Gene Ontology annotation, molecular function: calcium ion binding. The transcript is spliced from 2 exons. Gene Ontology annotation, cellular component: muscle myosin complex.
CAGCUGAGAAACUUGCUACCACCUGGGCACCCCUCGUGCGCGCUACGGUCAAGGUAGGUAUAUAUACAGACGCGUGCAGGAACAGUCACUAAACCUACUUUCUCCAGUCAGACAGAAGCAGCUCACAGACAAACAGCAUGGCCUCCAAAACAGCGAAAUCAACAAAGCCCACAAAGGCUGCGGCUCCACAAAUAAAACUGUCCAAGGACGAGAUUGAAGAAGCCACCGAAGUGUUCGACCUUUUCGAUUUCUGGGAUGGUCGUGAUGGCGCCGUCGACGCUGCCAAGACCGGCGACAUGUUGUACUGUCUGGGCCUCAACCCUACCAUGACCACCAUCAUGAAGAACGGAGGUGUGGAGAAGUUUGGAGAGAAGAACUACAAACUGGAGGAGUUCCUGCCCAUCUACCAGACCGUCAUGCAGAUCAAGGACACGGGCACCUACGCCGACUUCAUGGAGGCUUUCAAGACAUUCGACAGGGAGGGCCAAGGCUUCAUCUCAUCUGCUGAGCUGAGGCACGUUCUGACAUCUCUGGGAGACAGACUGACCGACACCCAGAUGGACGACAUCAUCAAGUGCACAGACUUGAGAGAGGAUCUGGAGGGCAACGUCAAGUACGAGGACUUCAUCUCCAAGGUCAUGGCCGGACCUCCAGCAUAAUCCUCAUGUCAACCCUAUGUAAUUGGCUGUACGUUUUAUAGUUAAUUGGUCAUAUGAUUUGGCAUUUUAUCACACGAAAUUGCACAGUUUUCGCUCAAAUAUAACGUAAUACAUUUACGUUCAGUAUCAGAGAUGAAUUUCUAAAACAUCUAGCAUUGUCAUUAAUUAAAUGAAACAUUAGAUGUUACGCACGCACGUGUCGAUUUAAUUUGAAGCUAUUAGUCUUCAUUUCGUCGUUAUAGAAGGCUGGUAAUACUUCUACGAUAGUCUGAGCGCGGUACUGUUUAGUGCGUUGUAAUCAUUGCCAGAUUAAUGCUGAACACUACUCUUGUUUUAUGGGCUUCUCUGACGCUGAAUAUUAAAUUGCUUCAAUAAUAAAUGAAUUCAAA